Messenger RNA from Penicillium maclennaniae, 1092 nucleotides. Its product is annotated as zinc-dependent alcohol dehydrogenase. Gene Ontology annotation, molecular function: oxidoreductase activity. The record is from RefSeq and is a predicted model, not a curated record. The coding region runs from base 1 to 1092 and encodes 363 amino acids. Lineage: Eukaryota; Fungi; Ascomycota; Eurotiomycetes; Eurotiales; Aspergillaceae. The transcript has a single exon.
AUGGCAGACCAAAUCCCCGAAACCAUGAAGGCAGCCGUCGUCAAAGACUUCAACAAAGGCUACGAGGUCCGCGACAUCGAUGUCCCAUCCGACCUCGGUCCAAAUGAUAUCCUAGUCAAAAUCGCCGCGGCUGGUUACUGCCACACAGAUCUCCAAGUAAUGCAAGGCGUCUACGAAUCCGCAGGCGCGAAGCCCGGUCUCGUCGGAUCCCAUGAACCGGCCGGAACGGUCGUCAAAGUUGGAUCCGACGCAGAGAAAUCAAACAUUCACGUCGGUGAUCGUGUCGGGUCAAUUAAUACAUAUGCAUUCUGCGGAGAAUGUAACGCGUGCAAGCAUCAGGGUGAACAGCUUUGUGAGAAGCUGGUUGGUAUGCUUGGCUUGACGAUCAAUGGUGGAUUCGCGGAGUAUAUGAAGGCCGACGCCCGAGUGGUGUCGAAGAUUCCCGAGUCUAUCCCGUGGGAUGAAGCUGCACCGCUAUUCUGCGCCGGUGCUACCGUUUACGGUGCGCUUCUUGCCUCCGGUGUCAAGAAGGGCCAGUGGUUGGCGAUGGUUGGGAUCGGUGGACUGGGCCACCUGGGCGUGCAAUAUGCAAAGGCGCUAGGUGCUAAUGUCAUUGCGAUCGAUAAUCGAAAGGAAGGUAUCGAGACGGCUCUGUCGGUUCCGGAACACCUUCGACCGGAUAAGACGUUCGUGAUUGAUUCGGAGGAUGCGCAGAAGCGAGUGAUUGAGGAAUUGCAGUCUUCAUUCUAUGAGACUAAUGCCGGUGUGGACCGUGUGGUUAUCAAUGCCGAGGCGCGUCACCUCAUCCGAUUCUCGCAGCAGUUCUUGCGCAAAGGUGGUGUAUUGGUUGAUGUUGGCUUGCCGUCGGACACGAUGCUGGAAGUCGAUCCGUUUGCAUUGAGCUUUAAGGAGCAGACGGUAAGGGGACGGUUGAUCUGUACGCCUAAGCAAAGUCAGGAUAUGAUUAAUCUGCAUGCCGAAAAUCGGUGCAGAUCUCAUAUCGAGAAGACCUAUGGCGUGGAGCAGAUCAAUGAGAUGUUUGAGCAUUAUCAGGGGAAGGACUUGAAGGGUCGACUUUGCAUGGUGUUUUAG